UCAUUACGAUGGAGCGCUCGGGUUUCAUUGUGUUAGCCCUUGUGAGCUUUGUGACAGCAUCGCCUUACGGAUAUGGCGCGAAAAGUGGAGCAAUAGCCAAAGCUGAAGCAAGUGCAGCUGCUGGUGCAUUUGGUAUUCCGCCUGCGAUUCCACUCAAUAUACCUAAUAGUUCUGGAUAUUCUGGAAGCUUCUCGAAGUCCUCAUCUUCAAGUUUCGCUUCAUCAAGUGCCAGUGCCAGUUCGAGCGCUAGUUCAUUUAGUUUCAGCGGAUCUGGAGCUAAUGUUAUUCCUGGUCUAUCUGGAUGCCCCGGCACUUGUAACGGCGCGGGUGGUAAAAAUGAAUUAGGUUCCACUCAAGGAUCGAAUGGUGGAUCACAAGCCAAUAAUGUUAACAGUGCUUCUGCUGGUGCAAACGCAGUUGCAAAUGGGCCUACAGGUUAUGGUGUAAAUGGGCCAUGCACGGGAACUAACUGCAAUAACGGCUCUGACAAUAAAUGUACAAAUGGAAAUUGUGAUAUCAACGGUAAUGGAAAUGGAAACGGAAAUAUCCCCGACAAGCAACCCUCAUAUUCAGGUUCUUCCGUAAAUUCUGAACAAGACACCAACCUAUCUAAUGAUUUUAAUGUAAAUAUUGCGAGAAAGCCUCAACAGAAUUUACAAUCUGGCUCAAAUUCAAGACCAGAAAAUGGACAACCAUCAGAUAAAAAAUCAUUUGUUCCAAUUGAUACUUCUGAUAAGAAAAAUAACAAUGGUAAUAAAAAUGAACCAGACUGUGAGUCACCUGACUGUGAUGGGUUCAUUCCACAUUCAAGUACAUCAAACAAUGGCAAUACACAAAAUCCUAAUAAACCAUCCUCAUAUCUGCAAACUCCAUAUAAGGAAAACGAGUGUAAAACCCAUGAUUGUAUUUCAGGAAAUUUUAAUUCGAAUUCAGGCAGUGCUAAACCAUCCAGUUAUAAUGUCCCUAUAUUUGGGGUUGAUAAUAAUAAUUAUCAUAAGCCAACCCAAAAUUGUAUCAAUGGGCAAUGUCAGCCACACAACGGUCAGAAUCCACAACAAACUAUCAGUAAUCCGUCUUUUCCUACUAGUGGACAAAGCAGCCCAAGUUGUACUUCAGGUAACUGUGGAAAUCCAUUAAACCAGCCAAACGGACCAUACAAUCCUUCCUUCCAAUCUUAUCAUCCUACGUCACCCGAAGCAAAACCUACCAUCGAAUCUAAUGGGUUAAAAGGACCACAUUCGUCCCACCAGCCUAGUGUUCCUUCUUAUCAGCCCACUGGUUCAACCGCACCUGAGUCUGGUAGUCUAACUAGUCCUCAUGAAUAUCAUUCUUAUCAGCCUGGCAGUCCAAAUGGAGCGCACGUUACUCCUUCUUAUCAGCCGAGUGGUCCUGCAAAUGGACCUAAUGUUAACCCUUCCUAUCAUCCCAAUGGGCCUACUUCGACACAAGUAAAUCCUUCUUUCCAGCCUAAUAUGCCCAACGGUAACCAUGGUUACAAUCCUAGCGGUUCAUCUUAUUUCAAUUCUAAGCCCUCCUUCUCACCUAGUGGUCCGACUGAACCCAAUGCAAAUUCUGCAUAUCACCCUAGUGAUUCAGCUGCCCUUAAUUCUAAUCCCUCUUUACAACCUAGUGGUCCGACUGGAACCAAUGGAAGUCCUGCCUAUCAGCCCAGCGGUUCUGUAACUCCAGGUUCUAAUCCCUCUUUCUUACCUAGUGGUCCAUCUGGAAUCAAUGGUAGCCCUGCAUAUCACCCCAGUGGUUCCGCUGUCCCUAAUUCUAUUCCUGCUUUUACGUCGACUGGUCAGACUGGCAGCAAUUCUAAUCCUUCUUUCCUACCUACCGGUUUGAUGGGACCUAAUGCUAACCCUGCCUAUCAUCCUAGCAGUCCUAUUGCUCCUCACUCAAAUCCUUCUUUUCUACCAAGUGGACCAAAUUCCAACCCCUCUUUCCCCCCACAUAAUCAUGCUGGAUCCGUACCUAACCCAACCGUACCUAAUGGGCAGACUGAAUCUAAUGGAAAACCUUACUACAAACCCAACGGCUCCAAUUAUGCUCCAACGAAUACUAACAAUAAUCAAGGUCAUAUUUCUGGAUACGUUAAACCAGAUUCAUCCUUAAUAUCCACGAACAAAGGCAACGAAAUCUACACUGGAGGCUUUGGUGGCCCUAGUGGUAUUCUCAGCACGAAUAAUGGCCCACUUCAAUCAAAUGUAGCAAAACCUGGUCAAUCUCCUAAUGGAACUCCUUCAAAUAUUGGACCUACUACUGGACAUCCAUCCACACAAGAUUCUUCAAGUGAUAAAGAUAAACCUGUUUAUACCGGCGGAUUUGGUGGGCCAGUGGGAUUAUUGAAACCGAAUGAGCACACAAUCCCAUCUAAUGUUAAAACACCUGCGUGUUCAUCAGGUAAUUGUGGCACAAAUGUGAAUGGUGGACUGGCGGUUGCAAAUGCGGUUGCGAAAGCAGACGCAGUAGCAUAUUCAGGUGGUUUUGGUGGUCCUCCAGGACUUUUAAAAGCUUAUGAUGGCGGUAAAAUUGACGGCAAACUGGGACAAAAUUUAAACGGCAAAAAUGCCAAUGGACAAAAUGAUCAAAAUGGGAUAGCCUCACAACCUCAGAAUUCAAAUGCAGUGCCGGCCGGGGCACAGGCUAACGCUGUAGCAUCUGCGUCUGCUGUUGCAGUUGCUGGCGGUUAUGGCCAGCCAGGAGGAUGUAACAGUGGCUGUUCUAAUAAUAAUAAUAACAACACCACGGGCCCUGGAGAAAAUGGAGACAAACACGCAAAUAAGCACGGGGGACAUGUAGCUAACGCAGCUGCUUCAGCUAGAAGUGUUGCUGGUGCUUAUGCGCAAGGAGGAAGUAUUGCCUCCGCUAGUGCUCACGCUGCUGCUGGUGUUAAAGGAGGUCAUGCAUGGAGAUAAAAAGACUGACUCGGAAGAAAUUACUGCGGAAUUUGAAGCAUGUUGUUUUUAAAGUUGUUGGAAUGCUAGGACAAACGAUAGAUGUGAUAUAAUGUAUGAAAUAGUAUUAAUUAAAAGUAGUACAAAAA
Colias croceus (clouded yellow) is the source of this 3049-nucleotide messenger RNA. It is a transcript of the gene Cb10, whose product is annotated as probable cyclin-dependent serine/threonine-protein kinase DDB_G0292550. The transcript has 3 exons. Bases 9 to 2921 code for a protein of 970 amino acids. The record is from RefSeq and is a predicted model, not a curated record. NCBI's taxonomy places the organism in Eukaryota, Metazoa, Arthropoda, Insecta, Lepidoptera, Pieridae.